AUGUACACCAAGCACAUUGUGGCCUUGUUUUGUUUCGUCUUGUUGUGUGAUGUUGUUGCUGUCAAUGCAGCAGCAGACAUUCUCUCACAAAUGAUGGAACAAAUUCAACAAGUAAAAUCAUCAUCGUGCAGGUACACUGCCACAGGUGUUGAUUUCUCACAAUGUAACGGUUAUUCUAAAGGCAUACUUCCUCCCAUGUAUGCAAUGUUAGGAUAUAAUCCAACCUCGACCGAUCUAUUCACCCUUCCUAUCACCGAACCGAGUACAAACAUUAUUGUUGAGGGAUAUUUUAACCCUCAGGAUGUUCUGCCGAAUGUAUGCGAAUUCGAAAGUGGCUAUUCUACACUCUUCCAAAAUUCAACACCUAAUAACUCUGAAUUUACACCAAAUUUAUUUUGGAAUUUCAAUACUAAUGACUAUUCAAAUAUAUUUGGAAAUGUUCUUGACAUUCAACAUUCGUGUUCACUUCAAAGUGAAACCUUUGUUGCGUACAAAACUAAUUCAGCAAAUCUUGAUUCUAAUUUCAAGAAAAUUAUUUCACUACUUCCUAUGGAGUAUAAUGAACAAGUUUAUUCUUUAUUUUACAAUAGUUAUGGACCUUUAGUUUCAAAAGGUAAAUAUGGAGGAAGUAGAAUUGAGACAAUUGUAAAAUCUUCAAAUUUAGGUGUGAAUAGAGAUAGUUCAAAAGUGAAAAUUGUUGGUGGUUAUUCUGAAAAGGAUAAACAGAGUUGGUCUUAUUCUGUCUAUAGGAAUCCAACUAUGGUUGAUGUUGAGUUGAUUAGGAUGAGUGAUUUUAUUAGAAAUUUGAAUUUGGCCUCUAGUAAGGUGAUCAAAAACAUGAUUAGAUUUGAAAAAUCAUUGUUAACAAGUAUUUCUAGUAGAGAUGUAUACCAAUCGAUCUUGGAGCAAAACCGUCCUUGUAAGAAUAUUAUACUUUCUAAUAUGUAUGAAAUCUAUAUACACUAUGCAUGCUAUGUUCCAAACGUGUACACAAAUGACUUAAUUUCAAGAACCUAUGGUUAUCAAACCAAAUCAGAAAACAUUUUCAAAUAUGGGGUUAUGGGAAAGGUUUGGAAUUUAGAUUUAAAAUGUGGUCCUUCAGAAACAAUGAAUUUUGACAGAAAUCAUAAAUCAAAAUUCUUUUCAUUGCGUUCCAAUAAUGAGCCACCUCAAUACCCUUUCACUAGACCAGUAUAUUUUGAUUUGAAUGAAUUUAAUAGCCAAAACAAAAAUGACUACCGACAUUUCAGAGAGGCAGCACCCUAUUGGAAAUCAGAUAUUGGAAGUAGGACACCUUUAGGAAUUUUGGGUUACUGCUCUCCAGUCAAGUUAAAAGGUAUGAAGCCAUUGAAUUUAUACAAGUAUAGCAUCAAUGAAGGGUUUGGACAUUAUUUGAGUAUUUAUUCACCUUCAACACCACCUUUAGAAUACAAUAUUGGUUAUACAUAUCCUCCAGAUACUGGUAUUGUACAGAAACAAAUCGAAUCAGGAGAUCCUGAUUUGAUAUAUUUCAAAGUUUGUGUGGAAUUGGAAACAGAUUAAGAGGCAGGAUAAAUAUAACACAUAAAAUAUUCUUUUUUG
Molecule: messenger RNA, 1581 nt
Organism: Naegleria gruberi
Lineage: Eukaryota; Heterolobosea; Eutetramitea; Acrasida; Naegleriidae
Product: MAC/Perforin domain-containing protein
Exons: 1
Coding region: 1-1542 (513 amino acids)
Source: RefSeq, a predicted model, not a curated record